This is a messenger RNA of Prorocentrum cordatum, 1115 nucleotides long. NCBI's taxonomy places the organism in Eukaryota, Dinophyceae, Prorocentrales, Prorocentraceae. The record is from the annotation of a GenBank genome assembly.
UUGGCUCCAGCUGUCCAGUUGCCGAGCCUGUCGCGGCCUAAAAGGAGGCCUGAACCUUGAGCGCAAGCGAGCCAUGGCGGACGACGACGAGCCCACGUUCGAGACGACCGAGUCGGGAUCCUCGCACACAUACCCGCAGCAGUGUGGAGAGCUUCGCAAGGGCUCGAUGGUGAUGAUCAAGGGCAAAGCCUGCAAGGUGGCCGAGAUUUCCACGUCGAAGACGGGCAAGCACGGGCACGCGAAGGCCCACAUCGUGGCGCUGGACAUCUUCACGGGAAAGAAGUACGAGGACUUGUGCCCCACGUCGCACAACAUGGAGAUCCCCUUCACGAAACGCACGGAGUACCAGCUUCUUUCUGCUGACGAUCAAACUGGCGAAGUUAGCCUGCUCCUGGAGUCUGGCGAGACGAAGGACGACCUGAAUUUGCCCACCUUCGUGACUACGGGUGAGCCAACCGAUGAAGACAAGAAGGUGGUGGAGGACAUCAUGAAAAUGCAGGAAGACGGCGAUUCCAUCCUCGUAGCCGUGCUCUCGGCAAUUGGCCAGGAGAAGAUUGUCGGCGCGAAGAAGAUGCAGUGAGGGCGCUCGAGCUUACGUUGCGGGGGGAGACGGAGGAGGGAUAAGGUUGAUGAGGCGGAGGGGCUGCCAGAUUAGUCCCAGGACGCGCCCGCGAGGCUGCAGCACACCCUCCCGUGCCGAGGCCGCUGCUCCCGAGUCCCUCUGCACACUCUUUCUGACGCCUCUGCGUCCUUGCGGCCGUGAGAUCUGGGAGGGCCCUCCUGGUCCUCCUCCUCCUCCUCCUCCUCCUCCUCCUCCUGGUCCUCCUCCUGGUCCUCCUCCUCCUCCUCCUCCGCCUCCUCCUCCUCCUCCUGCUCCUGCCAGAGGCAGGGUGGUGAAGCUCCAUGGCGUUUCCCGCCAGAGCCUCCUGCCGAGACAGCGGCCCGCUGGGACGGCGGCGGACCUUCGGCGGCCUCUCGGCGCGGCCUUGGCGGCGGCGGCGCUCCGCCUCGGCGCGGAGAUUUUGGCGGCGCACCUCCCCUCUGCCCAUCCAUCUGCUCCCUGCUUUUGCUGCCUGCCUCGUCGCCCUCCUCCGAUCCUCCCCGUCCUCUUCUCG